Molecule: messenger RNA, 906 nt
Organism: Hyalella azteca
Lineage: Eukaryota; Metazoa; Arthropoda; Malacostraca; Amphipoda; Hyalellidae
Product: circumsporozoite protein-like
Exons: 2
Coding region: 1-906 (301 amino acids)
Source: RefSeq, a predicted model, not a curated record
AUGUUCCGCAACAUACACCAUAAAUUUCCUUCAACCAGGAAGCGUGCUCAGCUUACAGCGAUUUGUGAUCAACACUACAAGGGACAUGCUGAGGGAGGCGGUGGUCAAGACAAUAGGGGACAUGCUGAGAGCGGCGGUGGUCAAGACAAUAGGGGACAUGCUGAGGACGGCGGUGGUCAAGACAAUAGGGGACAUGCUGAGGGCGGCGGUGGUCAAGACAAUAGGGGACAUGCUGAGGGCGGCGGUGGUCAAGACAAUAGGGGACAUGCUGAGGGCGGCGGUGGUCAAGACAAUAGGGGACAUGCUGAGGGCGGCGGUGGUCAAGACAAUAGGGGACAUGCUGAGGGCGGCGGUGGUCAAGACAAUAGGGGACAUGCUGAGGGCGGCGGUGGUCAAGACAAUAGGGGACAUGCUGAGGGCGGCGGUGGUCAAGACAAUAGGGGACAUGCUGAGGGCGGCGGUGGUCAAGACAAUAGGGGACAUGCUGAGGGCGGCGGUGGUCAAGACAAUAGGGGACAUGCUGAGGGCGGCGGUGGUCAAGACAAUAGGGGACAUGCUGAGGGCGGCGGUGGUCAAGACAAUAGGGGACAUGCUGAGGGCGGCGGUGGUCAAGACAAUAGGGGACAUGCUGAGGGCGGCAGUGGUCAAGACAACAAGGGACAUGCUGAGGGCGGCAGUCAAGACAAUAGGGGACAUGCUGAGGGCGGCGGCGGUCAAUACAUUAAGGGACAUGCUGAGGGCGGCCGUGGUCAAGACAAUAGGGGACAUGCUGAAUGCUGUAUCGCGCAUCAUGGCCGCACACGUGAGACAGCAUUUAUUCUCACUGAUUAUGCUGUAGCGUCGGGCGUGCUGGGGGCCACAAACCCUGACACUCGUGAGCUAAAACAUGAGCUUGACUUCACCUGA